GAUAUCACUUCAAGGGAUACGGACUAUAUGUUCAAGGCCAAAACAGAAGUUGAUGAUUUUGAGCAAAGAAAGGUAUCAAACUUGAUUGAGCCCCAUGGAAGUAGUAAAAGAAAACAUUAUGGUAGAUCACGAGAACUCCCUCAAAACAACUGUAUGAUGACAGUGGAAGUUAGUGAAAACAGUAAAAAGACGAAGACAGUCAGUAAACCACAGAUAACAAGUUCAGAAUUCCGUCUAGACUUCCUGAAUAUUCCUACACUAUUAAAUGGGAAGAAGCAUUUCAAUCAGUAUUUGAUGCAGACAACAGAUGAAGAUUCAGAAACCUACAAAUCAAAGCGUACCACAUUUAAAACAAACUUACUAAAAUUUAAUAUUAAUUUAAAAGAAAAAUUAAAUAACCAGCUCUUCGAUGAAACUGUGAUGAAAGCUGAAUUAAAAAAUGCUUUAUUUCAGUGGGCAACUGAAUGUGGAGUUGAGAUUUCAAAAGUACCCUCAAGAAAAAUCAAAUAUAUUUUUCAUUGUUCAAAUACAUUAGACAUCAAAGUUCAAUUGCAAGCAAUUGUUUCCAUUGGGAUUUUUGAAACAAAACUUGAAAGUGAGGAAAUUGAAAAUCUACGUGGUUAUCUUUUACACAGAAAUGCAGAAAUUGUACUAUCCACCUGUCUAUGUCUUACUAUAAUGGAUUAUUCAGAUAAAAAAUGUAUUGAAAAAUUAUGUGAAUUACUGGUUUUAAAUCAAAGCCCAUCAAAAAUGAAUGAAGAGAACACUAGAAUUUCAUUCACCUUGUCAUAUACAUCUGUGAACCUAUUGAAAUGGGCAUCUUCAAUUUGUUUGGCCAAAUUAAACCAGUGUAAUUUAGAAAUACUCAACAAUUUAACUAACCCAUUGUUUGAUCAACUGAUUCAAUUUAUUCCUCAACAAUAUCCCAAUAAACAUUUCAAUAAAGAAUUAAAUGAAUCCAGCGGUUCAGUGGGAAGCCUAUCACACAUAAUAGACAGAAGGACGAAAUCAUUUGUAUCAAAUCUUUCCAACCUUAUAGCAUUUGACUUAAAGAAAGCAAAUAACUUUUUAACCAGAAUUGUUUGUCAUUCUGAAAUCAAAAUGGUUUUACGUUUAAGCAGAGAUCAUCCUCAAGUUGAAUAUUACUUGACUGAGUUGUUAACUUCUCCAAAUUGGAGAAUAAGACUAUGCUCAUGCUGGCUGCUGUCUAUUUUGCUAUGCAAUUUAUGUAAAAAUACACUCACAAGAAUAAAUCGCCUUUUACUGCUGGAUUGGAGCAGUAUGUUACGAAUAGCCGCUCUUCACUCGCUUCAUGCUGAAAUCAAAACCAUGAAUCCAUCUUUGUUAUGGGCCAACCAGCUGUUCAAUGAUCCGUUCUUGUUGAAUAAUGUCAGCAACAAGACUGUAGGAGAACGAAUACAUGUAUCAUCUCUAACCUCUAAGUCGAUUCCUCAACGUCGUGCGGAUAGAUUAUAUCAGUUGUGCAGCGAAGGUCUUCCACGUGACAAGUUGAUCGAACUACUUCAUAAUGCCCUGAUGGAUGAAUUCAGCUGCGUACGUGAAAUGGCUUGUAUUAUCAUUAAAGAAUUGCAAGCAGCUGAAGAACCAGUUAUUCUGAAUGAACUACUCAAAAUUUUAGAAAGCGAUGUGAAUGACAAAGUGAAAUUAACUGCUUUACAAGCCUUGAAAACAAUACCCACCUAUACAGAAAACAUUACCACUGCAGAAUGUAUUCAAAAUCAGUUAUGCCAUAUCGUUCAAUUUGAAAUGAAUACGCAUAUUCGACAGGAAUUAUUUCGACUCUUAUUAUGGUUUGUAAAAACACGUUUUAUCACAUGUGAUACAACUAAUCAUUUAAACUAUAAAGAAAUUGACUUGUUAGCAAAAAGAUCAAUUCUCGAAGAAUAUAACUCAUUAAAACAAAAGUCGAUAGAUUUCAACAGUUUAUUUGAUAUACAAAAUGAAGUGAUUAAACAUAUUUUAAAGUAUGAUGAUGAAGGUUUUUGUGUCAGUCAAAAGUAUUCAGAUGUUAUACGUGAAAUAUUUAUUCCAAAUUAUAAUAAAUCUACUAAUUAUGGAAAGAAUCAAUUUAUUCCACAAAAAUUACAUUGUAAUCUCUACUAUUUGUAUAAUUCACUGAAAAAAUGUGCAAAAUACGAUGAUUGUGAAGAAAUUCGAAGUGAAUUAUCUCAAAUGAUAGAACCAAUAUUUACACAAAUAUUAAAACAGGAAAAUGAAAAUGCGCCUGAAAAUUGUUUUUACUCUUACUAUGAUGAUACUGAUCUGUUACGUGCAUUAAUGGAUGAAAAAUGUAAGGAUUUAGUGAAAAUAUGCUUUGAUAUUAUUCAGUAUUCUUAGCAGAAUUUUUUAUGUUGAUUUGAUUGUUGGGUACCAAUUUUCAAUGUUCGUCCAAUGUGUAUCAUUUUACUACGUCUGAAUAAAUAAAUAUUAAAUUGAUG
Molecule: messenger RNA, 2459 nt
Organism: Heterobilharzia americana
Lineage: Eukaryota; Metazoa; Platyhelminthes; Trematoda; Strigeidida; Schistosomatidae
Source: the annotation of a GenBank genome assembly